This is a messenger RNA of Phragmites australis (common reed), 1011 nucleotides long. RefSeq lists its product as uncharacterized. Bases 382 to 864 code for a protein of 160 amino acids. The transcript has 2 exons. Lineage: Eukaryota; Viridiplantae; Streptophyta; Magnoliopsida; Poales; Poaceae. The record is from RefSeq and is a predicted model, not a curated record. Gene Ontology annotation, molecular function: zinc ion binding.
UAAUUAGAUUGGUGCCAUUAUAAUUUUCAUGGUUUAGAAAUAUGCCAUCAAACUUUACUAAAUCGGUCUGAUGCCAUUAUUGUUUUGCAUACGUCCGCAUCUUGCCAUGUUGUACGUCUCCGGGCUCCUUGGGCCCACCUGCAGGCGGGCGUACUUCGGUAUGUCCCAAAAUGCCCUGCCGCCGGGCCCUAAAACGACCGCCUGGUCCACUUGAGCUGCUCCCGCACCACUCCCUCAUCGUCACCAGCGACGUCGGCGACCAACACGGAGACGGCGACGGCGACCAACACGGAGACGGCGACGACGACCAACCGUGAGUAACCCUAGACUUUCCAGAUCCCCCUGAUUGGGACAGCCCCAAGCAAGGUUUGGAAGAGCCCGAUGAAGGCGGCGUCGGGGUCAAGCGCAACCGGCAGCGAUGUGGAGGAGCUCCCCCUUGUUGAUUGCCCAGAUUGUGGGAAACAUGUGAUUAAGCUACGAAGCAAGCAAGCGGCGACAUAUGGCAGAGUGUUCUACAAGUGUGAGGAGAAUGUGAAGGAUGAUCCAUUGACUUGUGGAUUCUACAAAUGGGAGAACGAGUACAAGUCGUGGUUGUGGCGUAAACGUUUGCCGGAAGAUGUUGCCGUGCCCUGCUCUUCUGACGACAAGUUCCACAGUGGUCGCAAUGGAGAAGUGAAGCAACAAAUUUUGGAAUUGAAGCAUGAGAUUGCCCAUCUGACAAAUGAAAUCAGGGAGUUGAAGCAGCAAAUUGUGUCGUUGAGGACAAUGUUGUGCAUAGGGAAGAAAGGAGUUGUUGUUGACAGUGUGUGUGUUGCUUUAGUUGGUUGUUUGCUAGGUAUUGUGGUUGCAGUUCUGUGCAAGUAGUGAAAGACUGUGUAAUUACUUUGUUAAGUGAAAGAAAUGUUGUUAUUGUGGUUGCAGUUCUGUGCAAGUAGUGAAAGACUGUGUAAUUACUUUGUUAAGUGAAUGAAAUGUUGUUUGAUUGCUCCAUGUACAAUAUUACUACAUUGG